Messenger RNA from Penicillium olsonii, 2280 nucleotides. The record is from the annotation of a GenBank genome assembly. Lineage: Eukaryota; Fungi; Ascomycota; Eurotiomycetes; Eurotiales; Aspergillaceae.
AUGCUCAACCUCGACGGUGGUAUUGACAUGAAGGCUUACAUGGGUCUAUACACGGCCGUUCAUAAUUUCUGCACAUCACAAAAAGCCGUUUCAACUGGUCAAGGACUUCAGCAAGGACAACGCGGGGGUGUGUCUCCCCCAACCGUCGGAUCUUCGACUACCCAAUAUGGACUUGGACUAACCUGGAUGCAAGCCCACCUAUUGGGCGAGGAACUUUACAAAUUACUCGGCGAAUACCUUUCACGCCAUCUCAGCGACGUCUUCGAUAAAUCACAGACUCACACGGAAGAGGGCCUACUCGGAUUCUACAUUCGCGAAUGGGAACGCUACACGACCGCCGCCAAAUACGUCAACCAUAUCUUUAAGUACCUCAACCGCCACUGGGUCAAGCGCGAAAUCGACGAGGGAAAGAAGAACGUCUACGAUGUCUACACCUUACAUCUUGUCAGAUGGAAAGAUGACUUCUUUGAGAACGUGCAUGAGAAGGUUAUGGAUGCCGUCCUUAGCUUGAUUGAGAAGCAAAGAAAUGGAGAGACCAUCGAACAAUCUCAAAUCAAGUCUAUCGUUGACUCCUUCGUGUCUCUGGGCCUCGAUGAAAACGACAGCUCCAAGUCAACCCUGGAUGUCUAUCGCAAAUACUUCCAGGACCCGUUCAUUGACGCCACCAAGGUUUAUUACGAAAACGAGUCGCGCCAGUUCGUGGCGGAAAACAGUGUGGUGGAAUACAUGAAGAAGGCCGAGGCUCGUUUGGAUGAAGAGAAGGCUCGUGUCGGUCUCUACCUGCACCCGGAUGUCACCAAGGGCCUUACCGAUACCUGCCUGGCUGUUCUUGUCACUGCUCACUCCACUCUGCUUCGCGACGAGUUCCAGGUCUUGUUGGAUAACGAACGGCAGGAAGAUCUUGCCCGUAUGUACCGCCUUCUUUCCCGCAUCAAGGACGGUCUGGACCCCUUGCGUACGACAUUCGAGAACCAUGUGAGACGCGCUGGUUUGGCCGCUGUCGAGAAGGUCGCUGCGGACGGUGAGAACUUUGAGCCUAAGCUGUACGUCGAUGCUCUUUUGCAGGUCCACACACGGUAUCAGAACCUUGUCGACGAUGCGUUCAACGGCGAAUCCGAAUUUGUGCGAUCUUUGGACAACGCCUGUCGAGAGUUUGUCAACCGCAACCGUAUUUGCAAGACCAGCUCAUCCAAGUCCCCCGAAUUACUGGCCAAAUACACGGAUUCAUUGCUCAAGAAGGGAUCAAAGUCAGCCGAAGAGUCGGAACUGGAGGAAAUGCUGGUGCAGAUUAUGACCGUUUUCAAGUACAUUGAAGACAAGGAUGUUUUCCAGAAGUUCUACUCCAAAAACCUGGCAAAGCGCCUGGUACACGUCAGCUCUGUUUCCGAUGAUGCUGAAACAAGCAUGAUCAGCAAGCUGAAGGAGGCAUGUGGAUUUGAAUACACCAACAAGCUCCAGCGAAUGUUCCAAGACAUGCAAAUCUCUAAAGAUCUGAACAACAACUACAAGGAUUGGCAAGACAAGGUCCUUGAUGACGAUGACAGAAAGCGCAUGGCGGACGCUCACUUCCAGAUUCUGGGAACUGGUUUCUGGCCCCUCAACGCCCCCACCACCCCCUUCCUUGCGCCCCCCGAGAUCGUUAAGACAGCCGAGCGUUUCCAGAAGUUCUACUUUGACAAGCACAAUGGUCGCAAACUGACAUGGCUAUGGCAGCUCUGCAAGGGAGAAAUCAAGGCGAACUACAUCAAAAACGCCAAGGUGCCUUACACUUUCCAGGUAUCGACAUACCAAAUGGGAAUUCUCCUGCUUUUCAAUGAAACCGACACUCUCACUUACUCCGACAUUGAGAAGGCCACCACUUUGACUAAUGAAAUUCUUGACCCCAACCUUAGCAUCUUGCUCAAGGCGAAGGUUCUCAUUGCCAACCCCGAGGGCGCCAAACCCGAGCCUUCCACCACCUUCACUUUGAACUACAACUUCAAAAACAAGAAGGUCAAGGUCAACCUCAACAUUCAGAUCAAAUCUGAGCAAAAGGUCGAGGCAGAUGAUACACACAAGACGAUAGAAGAGGAUCGGAAGCUUCUGCUUCAGUCUGCCAUUGUGCGCAUCAUGAAGUCGCGCAAGAAGAUGAAGCACGUUCAGCUUGUGCAGGAGGUCAUCCAGCAAGUCAAGUCUCGCUUCCCGCCCAAGAUCCCUGAUAUCAAAAAGAACAUCGAAGCGCUCAUGGAGAAGGACUACAUCGAGCGAAUGGACGGUGACGAAAUCUCCUACAUUGCAUGA